AUUGAUUACACAUUAAUAUAUUAUAAUAUAUUACUAAUGAUAUAUAGAAUAUUCAUUUAAGAUGGAGAAAAGUAAUAAAAAGCAAAGAAGGAAACGAACAGCUUGGACAGAAAAUACGGAAAGACAUUUGCUGAAGUUGUGGAAAAAACAUGUGCUAGAUUUGCGGGAACUACAGCGAAACGGACAAGUAUUUAACGAAAUGGCGAAGGAGCUGGCUGCACCUGGUUUCGCGGUAACCACCAAUGAAGUGCAGAAGAAACUGCACGAUUUCAGUAAACGAUUUAGAAAAGAACAACAAAACAUUAAACUGUCUGGAGUUUCAUCCUCAGAAUGGAAAUAUUUCGAUUUAAUAGGAGAUAUAUUGCGCAAUUUACCGUUACAUAACACAAAUUCAUUAGUGUGCGAUAGCAUUACAGACCAAAUGUCUUCAUCUAGUAACUGCAUAUUACUGUCCCCAUCAAAUGAAUUAUUGACUGCACCAUCACCAUCAACACUUGUAGAUCCACUUUCGCUUUCAACUGACUCAGAUUGCUCCAGUACAAAAAAUAAGAAAAUUAAAUUAGAUGACGACAACAACAUUAUGGUUAUAGAAGAGACCGAGUCUGCACCCCAGAGGAACUUGUCUUUAAAGUCAAAUAAGUACCACUCACCUCUCCCAACUGGUUUACCACAACAAGACAAUUUAUUGCAAGAGUUAAAAAAAUUGAAUGAUAUUGCGAAGGUGCAAAUGGAAUGGCAACAAAAAAUGGAUACAGCUUAUCAACAAAUAAUGCAAAAAAAUAUGGAUUCACUGCGACGAAUGUCGGAAGCAAUCAAAAUGUUAGAGAACGGAAAUAUUAAACAACACAUAAACAAUCAGACUUUAAAUGAAACAUCUAACAUUACGAUUAGUAGAAAAAAUGAAAUAUUUGAAAUUGUUUAUGAGAAUACGCCAAGUACUGAAACAAUAAAUGAUCAGAUUACAGAUGAAAAAUCUGUAACAAUAGUUAAAACAGAAUAUGAAGAGUUUGAUGAUGAUGGUGUCGAUGAGGAAACACGAAGUACAGAAGCAAUAACUGAUUUCACUUCAGAUGAAACAUCCAUUACAAAAAUUAAAGAAGAACAUGAAGAGUUUGAAUAUAUUCGCGAUAGUAUGCCGAGUGAAGGAAGAAUAAUAAGUAAUCAGAUUUCAGAUGAAACAUUUAAAAUAGAAACAGAUGCAUUUUCAAAUGUUUCUAAAAGUGUUUUAAGUACAAACCAAGACGAAUGUUUUCCAGUUCUUCUUACUAAAUCAUGUAGAUAUCCAAAUCUUUGAAAAUGUUUCUGAUGAUUCAAUUCAAUUACAAACAACUAUUUUGAAUUAUAUUAUUUUGGAAAUUAUUUAAAAUUAUUAGUGCACUGAUUUAACUACUUUUAUGGUAGUAUAACAAAAUGGAAAGAGAUAUUGAUGUUAUAGAUUUAGAAUGAUUCUAAAAUAUUUUAUCAGAUCAUAAAUGAGGCUUUUAAUUAUUUU
Teleopsis dalmanni is the source of this 1492-nucleotide messenger RNA. RefSeq lists its product as uncharacterized. Gene Ontology annotation, biological process: positive regulation of DNA-templated transcription. Gene Ontology annotation, cellular component: nuclear body. NCBI's taxonomy places the organism in Eukaryota, Metazoa, Arthropoda, Insecta, Diptera, Diopsidae. The transcript is spliced from 4 exons. Bases 62 to 1294 code for a protein of 410 amino acids. The record is from RefSeq and is a predicted model, not a curated record.